AUGAACCAAUCGAAUCAACCGCCAGGGCCUCAUAAUGGAAGUAACGGUUUCGCUACAUCGACAAACCCAACGUAUUCAGUGUACGUGUUGCCACAACAUGGAACAGCACCAGCUUCAGUGGUUGUCAAUCAAGUGCAAGAACAACAAAGAAAACCUCCCGACUAUCGGACUUGGCUGAAUACGCAACCUUCACAGUCAGUUCAAUGGCCAAAUAAUAGACCCGCACCAAAAAAACCAAAGCGGGUUAGAACCGGAUUUACUACCCAACAGCUGAUGGUACUAGAGAAAGAGUAUUCGAGGAUUCCUUACUUGGCUCGAUCUAAUCGAAUAGAACUGGCAGAGAUGCUGCAGCUAAGUGAACGGACCAUCAAAAUAUGGUUCCAAAAUCGGCGGAUGAAAGAAAAAAAGGAGAAACUUGAGAGCUCUGUAAACUUCCAGGAAGCUAUGGUUCCCUACCCAGACCAAGAGCAUACAUAUCAAUCAGCAACUACACCAAUUGCACAAAAUAUCAUAUUGGAACAACGUCAGCAUCCCGUUGCUCGUUCUAUUACUUUGAACCCAUCUUUGGGGCUUGAUGGACAACUACACUCAAACAUGCAAUAUAAACAGCCAGCUGCAGCAAAUGCACAAAUGCAGUCAUCACUGAACUUCGUUUUGCAACAACACGGGCAUACCCAAUGGACAAAUGGGGUUACUCAACAUGUGAGGUGUGAUAAUAGUUCUACUAUGGGAUCAAAUUCAUCUUUAGAAGGAAUCGUUCAGAACUUGCAGAAUGGUGGACAACACCGCUCAAGUACGGUACAGUAUAGAUAUUCAUCUGCAGAAACUGUACAGAUGCGUUAUCCACAAAAUAUUAUACCGCAAAAUCAGUAUUAUACCCAAUGGGCCAAUGGAGCUACUCAGCAAGUUCAUUCUGCGGGUCAUAAUGAGCCUGCCUAUGUACAGUUUUCUACACAAAACAAUAUUCAGAAUUUGCAGCACAGUGAACAGCACUAUUCGACCGUCCAGUAUAGAUGUCCAGCUACCGCAACAGCUGUACAGACGCAGCCCUCACAAAAUUUAGUAACGGAACCCAUUCAACAUCCGGAAAACACACAAGGAAAUACUCAGCCUGAUCUUUGUACGUUGCGUCCCGUAAAAACUGUUCCUUUGAAAGUCUUUGAGGAAUUUGUACAAAAAGUGCAGCUUAACCAAGAGCUUAACUCAGAUGUACAGUACAGACGUCCAGUUGAAGGUAAUGAUCAGUCCUCACAAGAUUCGGAACUAUGGCAGUAUGCCUCAUUCAAUAAUAGGGAUCCAACGCCUGUUAUUCAUCUAGAGAGUUCUGAUGAAAGUUCGCGUUCUUCUGUAGAAGACAUUUUACAGGAUCUGAUUGUUUCUGAAAAGCAGCACUUGGAGGCCAAGGAAAGGAUAAAUAAAGAGAUGCAGGCUUUGAAUUAUCUUGUAUCGGAGCAGCAUUCCAAAUGUACAAAUGGUUCCACUCAGCAUAUUAAUAAUAACCUGGAAAAUCCUUAUCAUCUUCAAACUAAAAACCUUCUUGAAGCUUCGGAUUUACCCAGUGACUUAAUGGACGUGACACCAAUGCAAAUUGAAGACAUAGACAUAUAUCUAUACUUACUGUAA
Messenger RNA from Spodoptera exigua (beet armyworm), 1623 nucleotides. The record is from the annotation of a GenBank genome assembly. NCBI's taxonomy places the organism in Eukaryota, Metazoa, Arthropoda, Insecta, Lepidoptera, Noctuidae.